Molecule: messenger RNA, 2466 nt
Organism: Plasmopara halstedii
Lineage: Eukaryota; Oomycota; Peronosporomycetes; Peronosporales; Peronosporaceae
Product: p-loop containing nucleoside triphosphate hydrolases superfamily protein isoform 1
Exons: 2
Coding region: 1-2466 (821 amino acids)
Biological process (GO): mRNA splicing, via spliceosome
Cellular component (GO): catalytic step 2 spliceosome
Molecular function (GO): ATP binding; RNA helicase activity; RNA binding
Source: RefSeq, a predicted model, not a curated record
AUGCCCGAUCGAAAGCGGUACCGCUCGCGCUCACGUUCGCGCUCAGCGAGCAAACGUUCAAGCGUACAAGUCGAUGAGGCACAGCGAAAGGAAGCAGAGCGCAUAGCUGCCAUUGCCAAGCGUGCAGAAGAGCGAGCUGCUAAAAAGCAAGCAAAAGAGGAAGAGCAAGUCACAUCAAAGUCGAAACAUGCGGCUAUAAGUGAGCGAAAGCUACCGCUUAAGAUCGAGGAAUCCUCAACACCUAUGGGAGUACCAAAUUCUUUGCCCAAGUUUCGAUCAAAGGAUCAGAGACAAAAGGAAGCACUUGAACGACUCGAGAAGAAGCGACAAGAGAUGGACAUAAAGCGAAAAGAGACGGAAGAUGCUCGGAGAAAAUUCUUACAACAACAGCAAUGUGACAGAGAGCGCGAGCGAGCUCUGAGGUCCAAUGGCGACCGUCGUCGUGAUGGUGGCAGCUCAAGAGAUACCCGACGCAUCUCGGGAUCUUCGUCUAAAGACGAUACAAAAUUAGCUUUACUGGAUCCAAAUGAAUCAAAGGCUUUACAAGCACUAAAAGAUCAAUACUUAGGCAAGACGGUAAAGAAAAAAAAAGUGGUUAAGGCUAGUGAGAAAUUCUCGAAGAUUUUUCAGUUUGAUUGGGAGGCGUCGGAAGAUACCAGCGCGGAUCUGAAUCCAUUGUAUGCUCAAAGGAUGAAUGUCAAUCUGCUGUAUGGACGUGGAUACCGUGCUGGUGUCGAUAUGCGUGAGCAACGAAAAAAAAACUCGUUUUUGGAAGAAUUGAGUCACAAACGCCAGAAGGAACAGCAAAUGGCAGAUGAAAGGGAUGGAAACUUGACUAGUGAACAGAUUGUGGCUAGACAGCAGGAACGUGAGCGUGCUCUACGAAGCAUGCAGGCUCGUGAACGAGGCCAUAUGCAAGAAAUGGCUUCGCGCGAGGCAAAGACAAUGGGCAUGCAUUGGUCGGAAAAGUCCCUGGAUGAUAUGAAAGAGCGUGACUGGCGUAUUUUUCGCGAAGACUUUGAUAUCACGCUGAAGGGUGGACGUGCUCCUCAUCCGCUACGCAAGUGGAGUGAAGCUGGCAGCAUGCUGCCUGAAGCCGUUUUUAAGUCUAUACAAGAAAUGGGCUUUGAGCGACCGUCACCAAUCCAGAUGCAGGCUAUACCUAUUGGUUUGCAGAAGCGCGACAUUAUUGGUAUUGCCGAGACAGGUUCGGGUAAAACUGCAGCAUUCGUGAUUCCCAUCAUCGCUUACAUCUAUUCGCUGCCAGCCACAAUGGUUGCACGCACUGGCGAACAAGGUCCGUUGGCACUUGUUAUGGCGCCUACUCGAGAAUUGGCCUUACAGAUUGAACAGGAAGCCAUCAAACUCUGCAAGUACACAAGUGUGGGUCUCUCAGAGUCAAUGAGUCCUAUCAAAACUUUGUCAGUGGUUGGUGGGCAGAGCAUUGAAGACCAAGGAUUUCGCCUCCGUGAGGGCGUAGAAAUUAUUAUUGGUACCCCUGGUCGUCUGAUGGAUUGCCUGGAGAGCCACUAUCUUGUGCUCAACCAGUGUAACUACGUUGUACUGGAUGAAGCAGAUCGGAUGAUUGAUAUGGGAUUUGAACCACAGGUGGUUGCUGUACUCGAAAAUAUGGGAUCACUUUUGAAAUCAGAAAACGAAGAAGAGAUGGAACAGCAGCUAAUGCUGGCAAAUGGUGCUCACCCAAAUCAGGAGCUGCAGCAUCGUCUUCGAGUCACGACUAUGUUUAGUGCUACGAUGCCGGUCGAAGUGGAACGUCUGGCGAAGACGUUUCUGCGACACCCAUCUAUCGUCAAGAUAGGUGAUGAAGACUCUGGCAAGAAUAAGCGUAUCGAACAGCGAAUCAUGUUCAUGAAUUCAGGCAAAAAACGCUCCAAGCUCGUUGAAGUAUUGCGUGACAUCCUGAGUGCACAGAAUGUGCCAAUGCCUCGGUCUCGCAAGGAAAAAAUUGUUGAUGGAGCCAAAAUUAUUGUGUUUGUCAACAUCAAAAAAGAGUGCGACUCAGUGGCAAAAUUCAUUUCCAGCGAGGGAUUUCGCUGUACGAUAUUGCAUGGUGGAAAAACGCAGGAUCAACGUGAAGAGAGUCUUAGAAUGUUUCGUGAAGGCUAUUGUGAUAUGCUAGUAGCCACAGAUGUUGCUGGACGUGGUCUUGAUAUCCCAGAUGUGACACAUGUCAUAAACUUUGAUUUACCGUCAAAGAUCCAAAACUACUCGCAUCGUAUUGGUCGUACCGGUCGUGCUGGCAAAGACGGUGUAGCCAUCUCAUUUCUCACGGAUGACGACGAAGAGAUCAUGUACGACCUAAAACAGUAUCUUGUAUCGACCGAGAUGCCGGUGCCGACUGAAUUAGCGAAUCAUCCAUCUACUAAGGCCGCUCCUGGUGCUCGAGACGAAAAGGGAAAUGUCAUUGCACGUUCCAAGCGCGACACUGUCAUUUACGCAAAGUAA